Molecule: messenger RNA, 3087 nt
Organism: Amoebophrya sp. A25
Lineage: Eukaryota; Dinophyceae; Syndiniales; Amoebophryaceae
Source: the annotation of a GenBank genome assembly
AUGAACAUCGGCACAGCUGAGGCUGCCGUCGCUCCUGACAGGGAGAAGGAUGAGCCAAAAGAUGGACCACUCCUGCUACUCAGUGCGAAGAAACCAGAGUCGCCUAGUACUCAACAUUACGAAGAAGUGAUACGUAGCAAGUAACCAGACUGGAGUACUACUAUGAUGCUAAUGCUAUGUGAUGGUAUCAGAUAGAGAACUCAAUUUUCUUAUUUUCUACGGUCCUAUGCAGCAGCAUGCAGCUCUGAUAGAUAUUGUCACGAACAAUUAUGCCCAAAUUGUGUCCUAUAAUCUAUUUCUAUCGUAUGAAGCUGUAGGUUCUUCCAUGUUUGAUGCUUUUCUAAUCUUGGCCAUCGGUGGCGAAGGCUGAUGCACAGGAAGCAGACGACUUCUUCUUAGUCGAUGAGACGGAUCAUGUGGAGUUAUGUGCGAGACAACAUCCUUUUGUUUCUAUCUUCCUAUUCCACCUAGAAGUACUUAGCAUCUUCAUAUCGAAUCCUUUCCCUCGAAUUUCUUCCUCUGGUCUUUCUUUUUUCUAGUUAGGUCGGCUCCGCCACAAGUUAUGAUACAGGUGGAAAUGGGGGAUUAGCAGUCGUCCUGCUCUCGAUUUACCAUACGACCUCUUGAAUCUUCAGGCAGCAUGUACUGAAUACAUGCGGAUGGAAGAUCUGAACUGAAAAUAUAAUAUAUUUUGAUUUUCAUUCUCAGCCAAUGCGUAUUUCGAGGCCGCUGUGGAGGAGGAAAUGUGGGACAGCAUGGCCACGGAAUAUCUGACACGGCUCAAAACAAAAAUUAUGACAUUAAUAUUGAAUGAAUUAGGUUCUUUUUGUUACCACAACGAAACAGAAGACCUCCAGUUGUUACUAAACGAAGUAGAUGACUGCUAGUUCAAAUGAUACUUUCUACGUAGACUUAACGUUGCUAAGAACCCAACCUGCUUCUCUAAGAAAGGCUUGCGUCAUGAGGAGGUGAAAAGGCAGCUGAAGAAGCGGUAUGAGCGGAUGCGGCAACAGGGGAUGGAAAAUUUUCGGAAUAUUAGGACAGCACUCAACAUUAAUUUUAAUUUUGUUUUCCUUACAAACAUGGCAUUUGGUCCUCCUCUGUCAGCCUCAGCAGCACCUGUUCGUGUUCUGUUUAGAAUGCAUAGUUAUGUUCUUGCUCUCGUCUUCGCCUAUCUCUAUCAUCUCUGGUGUACUGAGUCUGAGAUGUUCGUCCUACUUGUUUUUGUUUCGUCAGUGGUAGAGAGUGACCACCAGAGACGCAUGACAAUGAUGAUGCUUUUGUUUGUAUGAAUGUAAAUGUUUUUGUUGUUACCACUCCACCAUGUAGUGCCUGAGGUAACAUGACAUGACAUUAUAUGAAUGAAGUGUAAAUGUUUUGGAUUUGGUUAUAUAUACUUCUUGCUAGUCUAUCAUUCGAUCCCCUUGCUCUUCUUCUUCUGAGAAGGUAUAAGUCGGCUGAAAGGCGUCAAUAACGUUAGUCAAGACGCAAAACGAGGCAUGACGACGUGACAUGGCUCUAAUAAGCAUGCGCCCCUGUACAGAGAAGCGACUGAGAGGAUCAGUCGGGAGAUCCGCGAAGCACGUGCGCGAGCUAACGCACAAUCAACCACACUCGUUUCCUCGGCUCUUUCGACAGCAAGUGGAAGUUUAUGAUCUUGACUUAAAUGAUUAAAGAUGAUCGUGGAAGCUUAUGAUCGAUUAAAGAGAAUCGAUCGUAGUAGUAUAAUUCGUGUCAGUAUCUAUGCAGGUAGUAGUCUGAUGAAGAUGGCCGCUAAGUGCACUUGCGUGGGCGGGAAGAAAUAUCAUAAGUACAGAUAUCUCUAUGCACGUAUCUCUCUUGUAGCGAUGACUUGUUCAGCAACAAGUCUCUUUGGUUCUUCGAAGAAUGAUCUACCUCAAUUUCAGUCUCUCGUUGUCGUCCUCUCUUCUUGUAGUCCUCGUCAGAUCCACCUCACCUUCAUUUUUACCUACUGGUACCGCAGCAUCCUACCUUGGCAACGCCGUUGGUCAGGCAUUCGGCGGGGUCGGUGCCGUUGGCCAGGCCCUGAGCUCUGGCUGGGCUGAUCCGCGAAGUUUCACUGCCCAACUGACCUCGUCUGCGGCAGUUCAAAAGCUAGUGGCAAAUGCUAGAGAUCGAAAAUGCGCACCGCCAUCAAUGCCCGCGCCGUUCUCCUGAUUGGUCAUACACUACUGCAUGCAGAAGUUCUUGUUGACAGAAGAGGUUAUACACUACUGCCUGUUGUAGAAGUUGUUCUUGACAGAAAAAGUUAUAAUACCCUACCAUGGUAGAGUGCAUGAGAACAUGUGAUUGGGUGAUGAGUUACUCAAAAAGUAAUCCUGCUAAAGUUGAUGUAAGUAGCUAAAAACAAGAUGAUGAUUUUUGUACGAGAACACAUGAAGACUCAGACAGUAGUUGUACAACUAGUUUUUAUGAAGCAGUAGCAGCCAUUAAGAAGUUGUUUCAAUGGAAGAUCUUGUUUUUGCAAAUUGAGUCUAGUACUAGCAGCAGAUCUUGAUGAGAAGAGAAAGAAGCAACAAAGAACACUCAAUAGAUCGCUAUAUCGUGGUCGUACUACUAGCUUGCCGCCGCGUCCUUUUUAUUUUUUGAUAUUACUUAGCGUUCGCCGUGUCUUACCCAAAAAUAUUAUUCGUAUAGCCUCUAGUUAUCGUGUCUGGUGUCGUGUCCUGUAAAUCUUAAUAUACUUACUCAUCAUAGCUCCACGACCUCCUCCAUUUGAAGUUCCACUUCCAUUCCACAUAAUCAUGUUGUGUCUGUCGAUAUUAUUCAUUUGAAAGUUCUAGUUCAUCCAAUUCCAAAUAUUAAUUUUGGGGUUCUUGGACCACUGCGAUCUGGUGCGGGAGUACCGCUACGUUUAUACGAGAUGACAGUAAAUGAUGUGAAAUUGACUUAAAAAUGAGUGAGGAUGUGCUACAUCUUAUACAACAAUUUCUUGUGGUGAAACCCAACGAAGCCACUGCUUCUUCAUGUUAAUGUGUGUGGAAAGAAGUCCACCCAAAAAUUUAUUCGCCUUUUUGGGAAGGUGUAGGUCCCGCGAUGCUCAAAGCGCACAAAAUAAAUUAGCCG